CGGCGUCCCUUGGCAAUCGUUAUCGUCAGCUGUUACGUAGCGUGUUUAUUACGUCUGUCGCAGAAAAGUUUUCCUCUUUUUUCGCGGGCGAAAAGCAAAGUUUUCCCUGCCCAAAAUGUCGGUGCCUUUCAGCGGCGCCCUCCGCAGGUCGGGCGGCAUUGUCUCCGCCAUUGGCAAGCAGCUGAAGAGCGUCAACUUGAAGGGCGUGAAGCGGAUAACCGUGCAGUUCGAUCCGUUUGCGGAAAAUGUCAAGUCGACACGCGAGUUCCUCUUUCUGCUCUCCACACCGAAGGUGGCCCAAACAAAUCCCAAGUGCGUGGUCAAGUCGGACAUUGUGUGCGAUCGGCAGCCGUCCUGCAUUAAGUUUGCGUUGAUCGACUCGGCGCAAGAACAAGCCAAAGUGAAGGAGAUUCGCUUCAACAGCGACAACUUGAACACAUUAGAGCUCCUGCAGCUGUGCAACAGACACGUCUCCAGCUUGGCACCCGUGGAGGAGAUCACCAACAAGGUCCUGACCAAGGCGGAGAAACAGAAGCUGGGAGGCGGCGCCGGUGCUGGCAAGAAGGUAACCAAAAAGAAGUAG
Drosophila kikkawai is the source of this 583-nucleotide messenger RNA. It is a transcript of the gene mRpL53, whose product is annotated as mitochondrial ribosomal protein L53. The record is from RefSeq and is a predicted model, not a curated record. Gene Ontology annotation, cellular component: mitochondrial large ribosomal subunit. Lineage: Eukaryota; Metazoa; Arthropoda; Insecta; Diptera; Drosophilidae.